CAGGGCCGACGGGCCAGGUCCUCGCCCUCGCUCUGGGACAGCUCGCUGCAGGAGCAGAAGGGCGAGCUGCGCAAGCGGCUGUCCUACACCACGCACCGUCUGGAGAAGCUGGAGAACGAGUUCGACUCCACCCGCCACUUCUUGGAGAUCGAACUGCGCCGUGCGCAGGAGGAGCUGGAGAAAGUCACCGAGAAGCUGCGCAGGAUUCAGAGUAACUACAUGGCGCUGCAGAGGAUCAACCAGGAGCUGGAGGACAAGCUAUUCCGCAUGGGCCAGCACUAUGAGGAAGAGAAACGAGCUCUCAGCCAUGAGAUUGUCGCCCUCAACAGCCACCUGCUGGAGGCCAAGGUGACCAUUGACAAGCUGUCGGAGGACAAUGAGCUCUAUCGGAAGGACUGCAGUCUCGCGGCACAGCUACUGCAAUGCAGCCAGACCUACGGGAGGGGCCACAAGAUGGCCGAGCUGCCCGCGGAGUUCCAGGAGCGCAUGAACCUGCACGCGGAGAAGCCAGGCUGCAGCCUGCCCGCCCCGCUCUGCCGCCCGGCCUACGCUGACAGCGUGCCCCCCUGCGUGCUCGCCAAGGUGCUGGAGAAGCCGGACCCCGGCAGCCUGUCCUCCCACCUGUCGGAAGCCUCGGCCCAAGACCUGGGCUUCCCCGAAGGGCUGGAGAAGCCAGGGCCCCGGCCCCCCUACAAGGGGGACAUCUACUGCAGCGACACGGCCCUCUACUGCCCUGAGGAGCGGCGCCGAGACCGGCGGCCCAGCGUGGAGGGGCCUGGGUCCGACGUGGGCUUCCUGCAGGCCCAGAAUUCCACCGACAGCACGGCCGAGGAGGAGGAAGAGGAGGAGGAAGCUUCCGAGGCCGGCGCGGCAGCCUACCCCGCGAGCUACCGCCACGAGGCCUUCGGCGGCUAUGCGGCCUCGCUGCCCACGUCCAGCUCCUACUCCAGCUUCAGCGCCACAUCCGAGGAGAAGGAGCACGCCCAGGCCAGCACGCUGACCGCCUCGCAGCAGGCCAUCUACCUGAAUAGCCGCGACGAGCUCUUUGGCCGCAAGCCGCCCGUGGCCUACGGGAGCAGCCCGCGCUACGCGGCUGCCGCAGCUGCGGUGGCCACCCCACUGGAGGCCGCGGUGGCUCCGGGGUUCCCCAGGACUGUGUCGCCGUUCCCCGCCGAGCCCUUCCGCUUCCCGCUCUCCCCGGGCCCCCAGCCUGCCCUGAUGCCCCCCAACCUGUGGAACCUGCGGGCCAAGCCCGGGUCCGCCCGGCUGGUCGCAGGGGCUGGGCGCGGCCAGUGGCGCCCGCUGAGCGUGGACGACAUCGGCGCCUACCCCUUUCCGGCCGCGGCCGCGGCCCCUGCCCCCAGCCUCGCCUCGCCCAGCGGCUUCAAUGACCGCUACUUUGGGGCCCGAGGUGGCCCCGGCGAGAACGCCGAGGGCCGCGCCAGCCCCCUCUAUGCCAGCUACAAGGCCGAUAGUUUCUCGGAGGGCGAUGACCUCUCCCAGGGCCACCUGGUCGAGCCCCGCUACCUCCGGGCGGCCGGUGACCUGAGCCUUAGCCCUGGCCGCUCGGCCGACCCCCUGCCCAGCUACGCAGCCAGUGAGGGGGACCGUGAGCGGCUCGGGGUGCAGCUCCUCGGGGCAAGUGGCAGCCCUGAGCCCGAGCUCAGCCUCCGCAGCUCCAGGGACUCCCUGGAGCCCAGCUCCAUGGAGGCCUCCCCAGAGAUGCACCCCGGUGCCCGCCUCAGCCCCCAGCCUGCCUUCCCUCGGGCGGGCAGCUCGGGGCUCAGCCGCAAGGACAGCCUCACGAAAGCCCAGCUCUACGGAACCCUGCUCAACUGAGCGCCCCGUGUGAGGGCCCCGCCAUGGCCGGUCCCACACACUGGGUCCCCAGGGGUGCUGCCUCGACUCCCCGCCAACCCCACCCUCUCGGCCCUGCACACCAGGACCCCUCUCCACCUAACCCAGUCGAGCCCGAGAGGGGGACCCCAACCAGAGCGUCUUGUCCACCCUGCACCACCACUGUGCAACGUUUUCUGACUCAGCAGUAGCCUUCCCCGACUGAAAUGAGUAUCCUCCCCCCUUGCCCCCCUGCCCCCAGCUUUACCAAGUGCAACUAUUCUUAUAGAGCAAAGUGUCUUAAUACACUCGGCCUCCAGCUCCCUGGACGGCAGCCCCAGGCGUUUUCAGCGCAAACGCUCCUGGAUGUUUUCGGGUGAGGGCAGGUGGGGCCUGCCCCUGGGAAGGGAAGGGAAGGGUGGAGACACCCCAUAAGCCAGUGAUGACUGGUCUGGAAGCUGUGUCGACAGAGAUGGGGACUGGAACGGGUGAUGGGAUGUGAAACGCUUCUAGCUGUUCUUUCCGUGUGGCCGCCGACCCCUCCCCCAGCUCUACUGUGGUCCGUAGUCCCGUGUGUCCCGAGUGGGGCCGGUGCUCGUACCCCCACCCCCAGCGUCCCGCUCCCCGGCACCACCUCGCGCUACCUCACACGUAAUGAGGCCCUCUGACCCCGGUUUCCGUGACUUGCUUCCGUGUUGUUGUCUGUGAUGCAUGCCCUGUCUCGGUACUGUAU
Molecule: messenger RNA, 2569 nt
Organism: Dama dama (fallow deer)
Lineage: Eukaryota; Metazoa; Chordata; Mammalia; Artiodactyla; Cervidae
Gene: BEGAIN
Product: brain enriched guanylate kinase associated
Exons: 6
Coding region: 220-1839 (539 amino acids)
Cellular component (GO): synapse
Source: RefSeq, a predicted model, not a curated record